GAGAAGAGGCGAGGUCAGAGAGAGCCUAGGGAGUGAGGACCAAGCAAGCGAAGAGAUCGCUGAAUCGUGAGAAAGCGCGUGCAACAGCAAAGGCAGCGAUUUGGAUUGCAUUUCUGGAACAUUUGUAUCGCUUGAAGCCUAUCUGCUCUCGUCAUUGUGGAUUGAAGCGACGCCAAUUCGAGUACGUCGUCGUGAGCUGAAUCAGGAGGAUUUUUUAGAUUGCAGAUUGAAAGGAAAGAGGUGCAGAGCGACAGGAAGAGGAGGAGUUGGAAGGUUGUAUACUCGCAGGUGACCUACAGGUUUUGUUGCGACAAAAUGGGUACCGGAUUGAUGUGUGUAGCUAAUGACAAGAUCGGAAUUGUGGAGAGAUGGGGUCGGUUCUCCCAUGUGGCGCAACCUGGGCUUCUGUGUUUGAAUCCUUUCUUUGGAGAGUGGAUGGCUGGUCUCCUCUCAGUUCGUGUACAGUCUCUAGAUGUGCGCUGUGAUACGAAGACAAAGGACAACGUGUUUGUGCUAGUCGUUUGCUCCAUUCAGUAUCGUGUGGUGAAGCAAAAUGCUGAUGAUGCUUUCUACGAACUUCAGAAUCCCAAAGAACAAAUUCAAUCCUAUGUGUUCGACGUUGUGCGUGCCUGUGUUCCAAAAAUGAACCUUGAUGAUGUCUUCGAACAGAAAGACGAGGUGGCAAAAAGUGUGUCGGAAGAGCUCGAAAAGGUGAUGAGCAACUAUGGCUACAGUAUUGAGCAGACCCUGAUCGUCGACAUUGAACCUGAUGCAACUGUUCGCCGUGCCAUGAAUGAAAUUAAUGCAGCACAAAGAAUGAGAAUGGCGGCAGUGGAGAAGGCAGAGGCGGAGAAAAUCCUGCAAGUGAAGCGCGCGGAGGCUGAAGCAGAGGCCAAGUAUCUAUCUGGUGUUGGUAUUGCUCGGCAGCGACAGGCUAUCACAAAUGGAUUACGUGACAGCGUCCUCGCCUUCUCUCACAACGUACCGGGUACUUCUGCCAAGGAUGUGAUGGACAUGGUUCUUAUUACCCAGUACUUUGACACAAUGAAGGAGCUUGGCAACAAUUCUAGAAACACCACUGUCUUUAUUCCUCAUGGACCAGGUCACGUUAGUGAUAUAGCCGACCAAAUUCGCAAUGGACUCCUGCAAGGGAACGCUAUUUCCUCAGCCACUUUAGAGGACACACAAUGAGCUUUGUGCAAACAUCAUUCAGUUUAGAAGGCUUUGUUUGUCUCCCUUUGUUUGUUUAGAGGCCGUGCGCUACAAGUGCAAUCUCUCACUGUACAGUCCCAGGAUUAGUCAUGCAACCAAUUUUUACGAUGAACCCUCGACACUGGAACAAAAUUGGGCAGGGGCGACACCAGGAUUUACACCAUCCACGUUUCACGUCUAGAGACGAAGUGUAAUAAGGUGGAAAAGAUAGAAGUUACUGAACACGUAAAUGUAGCCACGGCUUGUCAUCAUUUACAAAUAAAGUUGUAGAUUAUAUCUCCUGAUUUUACC
Marchantia polymorpha subsp. ruderalis is the source of this 1503-nucleotide messenger RNA. Lineage: Eukaryota; Viridiplantae; Streptophyta; Marchantiopsida; Marchantiales; Marchantiaceae. The record is from the annotation of a GenBank genome assembly.